UCGGGCAGUUUAAUGGACACUGAGUUAAAGGCUUACAGUAAAGAGUUCAAAAAGAAAAAGUUUUAUUUUCACCAUUCGCAGCUGACCAAUUAGAAACUAGACUCAGUCCACCAAGCCCCGCCCAUUAUGGGAGUUAUUAUGGUUUGCGUUUCUGUCAGAAUGGAUUCUGCUUUUGCAGAAAACAUCAGUCCGAAUCUUUUUAAUGAAUAAUUCGUUAUGGUUUGUUAGGGAGAUUUUUUAUUUCCGUAAUGACGUCGUGGAUUGAAUCAUUACAGUUCGAAUCGGAAGAUUGUCGGUGACAGGCAUCGGCCAGAAGCGAAUACAGCCCAAUAUUUAUUUGAAUGCUGAGAGCAGCAACUCAGGACCGCUCCACCGAUGGGUUGGGUAAAGAUGGAUGUCAAGCGGACUGUUUUGUUCUGUUUCCUGUGUUUUGCAAUCUCGGUUAACGGGAGCAGGAGGAGACACACGCGCUGUCCCGCAUCAUGUACCUGCAGUAAAGAUAACGCCUUAUGUGCCAAUACUGAAUCAAUACCGAAGAGCUUUCCACAAGAUGUCAUCUCACUAUCAUUUGUGAAGUCUGGUUUCAAUGAAGUCCCUAAAGAGAGUUUUGUCAACACACCAGCUCUCCAUCUUCUUCUUUUCACAGCAAACACAUUUGACUCUGUAAAUGAAGAUGCGUUUCAUGGACUUCCUCAUUUGGAAUAUCUAUUCAUUGAAAACAACCAAAUUAAGUCCAUAUCCCCUUUUGCCUUCAGAGGGCUCAAAUCUUUAGUUCACUUAAGCCUGGCUUACAAUAAUUUGGAGACGCUACCAAAAGAUCUUUUCAAAGGAUUGGAAGCUUUGACUAAAGUGGAUCUCAGAGGAAAUCUCUUCAGCUGUGACUGUAAAUUAAAGUGGUUUGUUGAUUGGAUGUAUCUUACGAAUGCAACUGUGGAUCAGAUCUACUGUAAUGGCCCUGAAGCUUACAAGGGCAAGAAAAUCAAUGACCUUGUGUCCAAGUCAUUUGAUUGCAUAACAACAGAUUUUUCAUUGCUGAAGUCUCUUGAAUUUCAGUCAGUUUCAAUCGAAGCGUUUGCGUUUGGAGGUGACCAAUAUGUGGUAUUCGCCCAGCCAUUCAUUGGCCAGUGCAGUUUUAUGGAAUGGGAUCAUGUGCAAAUGGAGUUCCGAAACUUCGAUAACAUCACAAGCACCUCCUCCGUUAUCUGCAAACCUCUAAUCAUUGAUAGUCAACUCUUCAUUAUCGUAGCUCAACUGUUUGGUGGUUCGCACAUUUUCAAGAGAGAUGUCUCAGCAAACAAAUUCAUCAAAAUCCAAGACAUAGACAUUUUGAAAAUCAGAAAGCCGAAUGAUGUGGAAAUCUUCCAGAUUGACGGAGAGUCUUUCUUUAUCAUCGCCGAUAGCUCUAAAGCCGGCUCGACAACGGUUUACAAAUGGAAUGGAAAUGGCUUUUACUCUCAUCAGUCCUUGCAUGCUUGGCACCGUGACACUGAUGUGGAGUAUUUAGAGAUCUCUGGGAAGCCUCAUCUGAUUUUGUCCAGCAGCUCUCAAAGGCCGGUCAUCUACCAGUGGAACAAAAGCGUCAAGCAGUUCGAACGGCGUACUGACAUUCCAGAGAUGGAGGACGUGUACGCGGUGAAACAUUUCACCGUGAAGAGUGAGCUGUACAUAUGUCUAACACGCUUCAUUGGCGACUCGAAGGUGAUGAGAUGGGAUGGCGGCAUGUUCAGCGAGAUCCAGACUAUGGCCUCUCGUGGAUCCAUGGUCUUUCAGCCAUUCUCCAUAGCAAAGUGGCAGUACGCCAUCCUGGGCAGCGAUUACGCUUUCAAUCGGGUCUAUCGCUGGGAUGUUAAGAAAAGCCAAUUCAUUAGCUUCCAAGAACUCAAUAUUCAAGCACCCAGGGCUUUUUCUCUGGUGUUUAUUGACAGCAGGGAACUCCUUAUUGGCUCUAGUUUUAAGGGGCAAACACGUAUAUAUGAACAUCUUGUCCUUGACUUAAGUAGCUGAUUGGGGACUGAUGAGGAUACCGAUAACUCAGCGUUUGGGUGAAUCUCAUGAAACCUGCGAUGAAUAUGUUCAUAAUUAUAGUUAACGCUUAAACUAAUGACAUUCUAUUUUACUUACAGAAAACAAGGCCUGUGUUUGGCAUUACCUUAAUGACAAUCGAGCAUUCAAACAUCCAGUUCUUUAUACUGCAUGCACACAUCUUGUAUUUACAUUAUGGUAGUAUUUGCUGCACUACUUAGGCUGAUUUAAAUGAAAUGUAUAACAAUACAAGAAAAGGCUACUGUCUGCAUUGCAUUCAUUUUCAUACAAAUACAAAUCUUGUAUUACAUCAUAGCAUGAAGACUCUUAAUGAAGAUGACUACCGUUUAUUAGGUAUCACUAUUGAAGUUCUGUCAUUUUUUAUGAAAUUUCUUACUUUUUUAUUUUUGUUGUAUUUUUACCUUGUAACGACUACUGCAAUUUCUUUUAUAAAAUACUUCUGCAAAUCUGUUUAUUAUUGUGUUUUUGACCAGUGAAUCUGUUUUUCUGCUCUGGUAGAUAUUUGAUAUGCAAAUGUUAAGUACACUGACACUUUUUGACUUGUGUAGUGUUACUUUUUAGCAUUGCAUGUUUGUUUUUAACUCUGUACAACACAACCAUUUUUUCAACAACAAAAAUUUGUUUGAAGACAAAGAGAUUGAAUGUUGUUAUGUUGGAUAACGUUGUGCUUGCAGGUUCAUGCCUACAUUUUUGGCAACACUUUAUUAGUGAAAACAGAACUAAAUUUAAAUAAAGACUUAAUCAUG
This is a messenger RNA of Misgurnus anguillicaudatus (oriental weatherfish), 2789 nucleotides long. Lineage: Eukaryota; Metazoa; Chordata; Actinopteri; Cypriniformes; Cobitidae. The record is from RefSeq and is a predicted model, not a curated record.